This is a messenger RNA of Phycodurus eques (leafy seadragon), 3602 nucleotides long. It is a transcript of the gene rtkn2, whose product is annotated as rhotekin 2. Gene Ontology annotation, biological process: hemopoiesis; positive regulation of cell population proliferation; signal transduction. The record is from RefSeq and is a predicted model, not a curated record. NCBI's taxonomy places the organism in Eukaryota, Metazoa, Chordata, Actinopteri, Syngnathiformes, Syngnathidae. Bases 22 to 1986 code for a protein of 654 amino acids. The transcript is spliced from 12 exons.
CUCGUGCUCUCCGAGCAGCGAAUGAAAAACAACACGGACGACCAGCGGGACGUUCAAAAUCCCAAACCAAACACAAGCGCCAGCCUCGUCAUGUCGGCCACUUCCGCGGUGGCCAUGGAGAUUAAAAGGAAGAAAAUACGACAGAGUGAAUUAUUCCAGCAAACAGAGAGCACCAGCAUUCAAGAGAAGCUGGACUUUGAGGUGCGAAUGCGAGAAGGCGCCUACAAGCUGCUGCUGGCCUGCAGUAAGAGAGAACAGAUCCUCAACGCCUCCAAGAACCUGCUGACCUGCAACGCCAGGAUCAAGGCAUACACCGGUCACAUGGAGAAGAUGCACGAGGAGCACGUUGUGACAGGAGUCAGCAGGCAUUCGGAGGAGCGUGUGCCAUGUAGAGGAACGAUUGCGCUGUCUGGACUUCGUAUUCCAUUGAUGUGGAAGGAUCAGGAUCACUUUAACAACCGAGGAAGCUCGCGGCGGGUGGCCAUCUUCUGCGUGAUGCAGAUGGACUGCCAGGUGUUUGACACCAAGAUGGCGGUGGUGGACCGAUCCAUCACGGACGUCUGCUUCGACGAAGUGACCAUCUUUACAGAUGCAGUUCCCGGGUUUAAGCUGCGGGUGGCGCUGUGGAGCUGCGCCGUGGAGGAGGAGCUCACCUUGGUCAAGACGCCAAAGAAGCUGGCCAAGAAGCUCCGGAAUUCCUUCGGGAAGACGGCCGGGAAGAAGCUCUGCCCUCUGCUGGAUACUCCCGAUCCUGACACGUUCCUGCAGUAUAACCCGGUGCCCGCAGGAGCCAAGUACAACCUCCUGGCCUACUCCACCAUGAGACUCCCCGAGGCUGAAGGCAGCUUUCAAUCCCACUCACUGGUCGUGCUCCAACAUUCUGAUUGGUCGUCGUGGCUUCCGCUUUACGGCAACCUGUGUUGCCGCUUGGUGGCCCGGCCUGCGUGUAUGACGCAAAGCGGGAUGGCCGGUAACCUCAACCGGAAGCAAAGUGUGGAAGGCCCGGAGCGCCGCUGCAGCCUCUACUGCAUCCUGAGCGCCGCCACCUUGUCGUGCUACUUCAGCCCGGAGGAGAUUGAUGCCAAAGUGCGGCCGGCGCUCCGCCUGCCAGUCAGCAAGGACACCCGCAUCCAAGUGAUUGAAAAGGAGUCGGGAGGAAGGAAGUCCAAGAGUCUGUCCAUCAUCAACCCUUCGCCAGAGGGAACCCAGACCGAGGUCUUUACAGCAGACACCAGGGAGGAGCUGGACCAGUGGCAGGAAGCGCUGCAGCAGCACCUCUAUGAUCAGAGUCAGUGGCUGCACUGCUGCGAGCAGCUCAUGGAAAUCGAGGCGGCGUCGCCACGGAAACCAUCGCUCUUCCUCACUAAGCAAGCAGACUCUGUUUACAACGAGCUCAGUAUCAAUUCUCCGGGCAAGUUCGAAAGCAUCACCGACAUCAUCCACAGCAAGAUCGAGGAGACCGACGGCUGCUUCCUGAUUGGCCACGAGGAGGCGAGGGUGCUUCCUAAUUGGUCGACUCUGUUUGAUGGUUCCCAAUCGUUUGUACUGCAGAAGACGCCGACGACUACUAAUGUUCUGUCCCAGAGUCAAAUCUGCACCCCGUGUCCGAGCCCCAGGCCCUGCUCCAGCUCCACGCCCAACAGCGGCAAGAAACGGCGUGCCCCGCUUCCUCCCACGAGCCCCUACGCUGCUCCUCCUCCUCCUCCUCGCCCUGGCAGGCCUCCUCGUCCUCCGCCUCUCUCUCAUUCGGAGAAGGAAAACACUUCGCGGCCGAAAUCCAAAACGGGAAGACCGUCCCUGGACGCCAAAUUCUCCGCCAUCAUCCAGCAGCUGCAGCACAACAACAAAUACGGAGGGGGCGGAGCUCCGGCGCUGGGCCGCAAGAACGCCCCGCUCGCUCAGGUCGAAGUCGGCGAAGUUGCCGCACCGAGGAGCAAUCUGAGGAAAUCGUUCAGAGAGAGGAUGAACUUCAAAGCCAACAUGUAACACUGAAUUGUAAUUAAUACAGAUUACUCUGUCGAUCGGGCCCCCAGGAGGACAUUUUGUGGUCGUUUGACAUUUUCUACUGUGAAUUCGAUAACGGCUAGGACACACUUCACAUUCGACGUGAAACUAGUUAGCUUAGCGUAGCAUGAAGAUGCCACCACUCGAAGUAGUCUUGGGCAAAACGUUUGUGCUCAAGCCAGGACCACAUUUCAUUUUUAAAAAAAGAGAAAAAUAGAAUUGUUUUUUUUAAAAUUAAGAACACAUGCUGUUAUCUGCCUACCUUGUAAAUGUAUACAUCAAAAUAUGUCAAUUGUGGCAGUGCAUGAAAAAAAAAAAAAGGUUCCACCAAACCAACCUCUAUUAAACUUCAACAUUUUGCGAUAUCCAGUGUCUGCAAUAUUUCUGCAGUAUGUAUUCAUUUUAACAGAAGUGUAUUCUUCACAGUGCAAAGGUGGCCCAGCAAAUAAUCUGAAGCAGUCUUACUUUGCUCCUGAAACUUUCUUCUUUGAGCCUUCACUAGUGCAUCAAUGUCAGGUGUCAUAUCCUGCAUAGCAGACAAUUCCAGAAAGUCAUUUAAGUGGCAAGUGGCCUCCAGUGGACAAAAUUCGUAACAAUAGUUUUAUAUUGGAAAAAUAGCAAUGUUUUCUCUGUCCCUGUGGGCCGGAUUGGACCCCCUGAUGGGCCAGUUCUUGCCCGUGAGCUGUACGGUUGACACCUCUGUAGUCCUUGAAAGUAGCUCUGGAUCUUCAGACAGCCUAGCUGAUCAUGUUGCGGACGAGAAAUCGCAGUGUGAGGGUGGUCGUCAUUUGAAUUAACCCCGCUGUUGCAUCACAGUUGGGUGGAAGCACACCAGAGACCAACGAUUUGUCUCGCAUUCCAACCACUAUCACAUUUUUAAAAAAUAUAUUAAAAAAAAUAAAAUAAAUGCUGUUUACAGUAUGCUUACUGUAAUGCUCUUGCACGUGGGAAAGGAGAGCAACAGUUGUAGAGGCAGUUUUCAGCUGAUUGUUAAACGCCGGCAGAACAGUAAAACAUGGUGUCCAAGGUGUACCCCACCCUGAAUGAUGUGCUAUCGGUGCGCGCAGUCAGAGAAAUUUGGCGAGUACCGACGGUGUACCUCUGAAGAGUAUCGGUGCUCGUUUCUGGUUCACCCCCAAUGUUGUGUUCAGACUGAAUGUUUGUUUUUGUUGUUAUUGUUUUAACAUUGUUAAAUGUUGCCCGUACAGUUUCAUAUGCAAAUUAAUUUACCCAGCAGAUGCAACAUUUAGCAAUUGAUGACAUACUAUACCUAGUUGGGAUUAACGUUUUUGACACUUACAUGAUGCUUCAGCGUUUCAAAACAUUGCCUGUACAGUUUCAUACAUGAAUGAAUUCACCCAGCAGCUGCAAAGUUGAGCAUACAAUUACUUAAACAGCACGUAGUGGUUUUAUUGUAUUUUAGCUGUAUUGUAGAAUCGUCUGACCCAUUUUUACACAUUUAUGAUAUAGUAAUGAAUGUUAAAAAUGUGACUUAAAACAUUGGCUGUACAGUUAAUAAAGGUUUUAUGAUGGCCACAGUUUGACCCUGCCAUAUUUCCAUGAUGUCAACCAAGAAGGUUUGGAAAUCAGCGUUUUGG